GGAAUGAAUGUUUAAAGAGAGCAACGUGUCUUCAAACGUAUUCGCAGUCUCGAACCGUUGCGCACAACCCCCGCUGUAAAAGUUCUCCUCCAGUCUCCCCCCCUCCCCUCCCCCACACGAAUCAGGGUCUUACUUUCCCAUUCGGGAACUCCGGCAUAUUCUCGGUGGUUCGACACGGCACCGUAUCAGACCGUCUGAAUUGUCUGUUACCGAACCCUCAACACCUGCUAAACUAUCAACACCUUUUCCUCCAUCUCACCCUCCUGCCUCCUCUCCACCCUCACCUCACCUCGUCCCUCCGCGCCGUCCAGCUCCCGCUACGCUACUGUCUGCCUCUACACCGCCUCUCGCUUGCAAAGUUUUUGACCGACAAUAACAACCCCAAGUUAAGGGACGAUAAUUUGAGACACAAUGGCCGACAAGGAAUAUACGUACUCCGAUGUCUCAGAGCAUGCUACUAAGAAGGAUCUCUUCGUUGUUAUUCAUGACAAGGUCUACAAUGCGUCGAGCUUCAUUGACGAGCAUCCUGGCGGUGAAGAAGUGUUGCUCGACGUAGGCGGCCAGGACGCAACCGAAGCCUUCGAAGACGUGGGCCACAGCGACGAAGCCCGUGAGAUCCUCGACGGCCUACUCGUCGGCAAACUGAAGCGCAAGGAGGGUGACCCUAAGCCAAAGACAUACGAGUCUGGAGGCUCGACUGUUACAACGAGCGACUCGGCCUCCAUGGGUAUUGGUGUCUAUGCUAUCAUCCUCAUCGGCGGUGUGCUUGCUUUCGGCGCGUACAAGUAUCUGCAAUCACAGCAGGAGAGCCAGUGAGCGCUGCGACUGUGGGGCAAUGAUGCGAUGUGUAACGGUGUCUGGUCUGUAUCAGCCACCAUAGGUCAGAGGAAGAGGGGCGAGCAGGGAAGCAGGAGGGACAAGCUCAGCACGACAACGUCUUCUCCUGAACUUUGUUACCUUUUCUCGAUAUCAGGGCUUGCAAAAGGAGAUGAUGUCUGUGCAGGUUUGUUGCGUGUAGUGUACAUGGUGAUGACAAGCACGUAAUUCGUCUGUGGUUAAGGGUGAGGUGGCGGAUGCAGAUUUUCUCCCCCCUGCCCGUCUCCCAUUUUGAUCCUUCUUUUCAGCUUCGCGGGGCAUUUGGAUUUGACGGUUAUCUACAUUUAUCUAAACAUCAUGGCAGGCCUGUCACUCUCCCCGGCGUCCGGCCAUAUGCGGUCGUUGCCUUGUUACCGAUCCCAUAAUAGACCAAUAUUUUUCUCCG
This is a messenger RNA of Lindgomyces ingoldianus, 1261 nucleotides long. Its product is annotated as cytochrome b5. Gene Ontology annotation, molecular function: heme binding. Gene Ontology annotation, cellular component: intracellular membrane-bounded organelle; endoplasmic reticulum membrane. The record is from RefSeq and is a predicted model, not a curated record. The coding region runs from base 412 to 816 and encodes 134 amino acids. The transcript is spliced from 3 exons. Gene Ontology annotation, biological process: sterol biosynthetic process. NCBI's taxonomy places the organism in Eukaryota, Fungi, Ascomycota, Dothideomycetes, Pleosporales, Lindgomycetaceae.